UCCGCAGGUCCCCGGGCGCCAGCGCGGGAACCAGGAAAAGGAAACCGCGUUGUGUACGUAAGAGCCAGGAAACGAAACCAGGAGCCGCGGGUGUUGGCGCAAGGGUUACUCACAGACCCUGUUCCGGCUGACUUCGGAGAAGGUUGCGCAGCAGCUGUGCCUGGUAGUCUAGACGCGUAGGAGAGGAAGCCACCGCCUGGCCACGGCUUUCUGGAACUCCGCUCGCUCGGGAGCGGAAACAGCGGCAGCCACAGAACUGUUUUAAUCAUGGACAAACAAAACACACAGAUGAAUGCUUCUCACCCGGAAACAAACUUGCCAGUUGGGUAUCCUCCUCAGUAUCCACCGACAGCAUUCCAAGGACCUCCAGGAUAUAAUGGCUACCCUGGGCCCCAGGCUGGCUACCCACCCCCACCAGCUGGCCAUUCAGGUCCUGGCCCAGCUGGCUUUCCUGUCCCAAAUCAGCCAAUGUAUAAUCAGCCAGUAUAUAAUCAGCCAGGUGGAGCUGCAGGGAUACCAUGGAUGCCAGCACCACCGCCUCCAUUAAACUGUCCACCUGGAUUAGAAUAUUUAAGUCAGAUAGAUCAGAUACUGAUUCAUCAGCAAAUUGAACUUCUGGAAGUUUUAACAGGUUUUGAAACUAAUAACAAAUAUGAAAUUAAGAACAGCUUUGGACAGAGGGUUUACUUUGCAGCAGAAGAUACUGACUGCUGUACCCGAAAUUGCUGUGGGCCAUCUAGACCUUUUACCUUGAGGAUUAUUGACAAUAUGGGUCAAGAAGUCAUAACUCUGGAGAGACCACUAAGAUGUAGCAGCUGUUGUUGUCCCUGCUGCCUUCAGGAGAUAGAAAUCCAAGCUCCUCCUGGUGUACCAGUAGGUUAUGUUAUUCAGACCUGGCACCCAUGUCUACCAAAGUUUACAAUUCAAAAUGAGAAAAGAGAGGAUGUACUAAAAAUAAGUGGUCCAUGUGUUGUGUGCAGCUGUUGUGGAGAUGUUGAUUUUGAGAUUAAAUCUCUUGAUGAACAGUGUGUGGUUGGCAAAAUUUCCAAGCACUGGACUGGAAUUUUGAGAGAGGCAUUUACAGACGCUGAUAACUUUGGAAUCCAGUUCCCUUUAGACCUUGAUGUUAAAAUGAAAGCUGUAAUGAUUGGUGCCUGUUUCCUCAUUGAUUUCAUGUUUUUUGAAAGCACUGGCAGCCAGGAACAAAAAUCAGGAGUGUGGUAGUGGAUUAGUGAAAGUCUCCUCAGGAAAUCUGAAGUCCGUAAAUUGAUUGAGACUAUCUAAACAAAUACCUGUGUGAAUUAAGCUGUAAUACCUGUAGCUCUGGUUGUAUACUUUUGCUUUUCAAAUUAUAGUUUAUCUUCUGUAUAACUGAUUUAUAAAGGUUUUUGUACAUUUUUUAAUACUCAUUGUGAAUUUGAGAAAAAGGACAUCUGAGUUUUUGCAUUUAUUAAUGAAACUUCCUAUGAAAAACUGCUUUGAAUUAUGAUCUCUGAUCCACUGUCCAUUUUACUACCAAAUAUUAACUAAGGCCUUAUUAAUUUUUAUAUAAAUUAUAUCUUAAAUCUAGUUACCAUUUAUUUCAUGCAUAAGAGCUAAUGUUAUUUUGCAAAUGCCAUAGAUUCAAAAAAGUUCAAAGAUAAUUUUCUUUACUGUUAUAUUCAAAUAAUAUUCAAUAUGUAUAUUAUCUUUAAAAAGUUAAAUGUAUUUUUUUAAUCUUCAAGAAAUCAUGCUACACUUAACUUCUCCUAGAAGCUAAGCUGUACCAUAAAUGAUACAUUCAUAUUCACAAGAUAUUAAAUUACCAAUUUUUAAAUUAUUGUUAGUAAAGAACAAAAUGAUUCUUGUCCAAAGAAAGGCACAUUUUCAACACUCUUUCACUCUAAAACUCGUACUAUUAUAACUUUUGAAAGUUAAUAUUUAUAUAUGAAAUGUAUAGCUUUUAUACUCUAUCCUUUCUAGAAAAUGGUAAUUGAGAUUACUCAGAUGUUAAUGAAAUAUAUUAGAUAUAUAUAUUCACAGAGAAUAAACCUAAAUAAUGAUCUAUUAGAUUCAAAUAUUUGAGAUAAAAACUCAAUUUUUUUAUAUAUUUGACUUUUGUUUUUUAAACAAAAUGUGUUCAGAUGGUAUUUUGAACACUCAUUCAGUUAAAUGAUGGUACAUUUGAAGCAGGAUAUUUCCCUGACCCCUUCCUGGGACUCGAGAAGCGGUGUCUUGUUUACUCAGCCUGCCACUGUCAACUCCUCCUGGGAGGGAGUGCGCAGGCAAACAAGGCAGGAACUGGAGUGCACAAGCACUGGAACUGGCUGACCGCUGUGGCACGGGCAAGAGCAAACUCCGUGCAGGCCCUGUGGUAGCAACCAGGUGCGGUUGCCUGUGAUUCCUGAAGCCCCAGAAGGUGUGUUACAGUGCUCUUUUAGCUCUGCUGUCUGUGGACGGCUUAAGUGUUAACAGCUCAGUGAGCCCUUUGUCUUGUCACGUGGGACAGCUGCCCUCCACCAGCAAGGGCAAAGGACGAGUGUGAGUGCCUUUUAUAUCUUCACUCAUGGCUCCCAGGCUCUUGUCCGGCGUCCAGGAAAAAUGUGGUCACAAAAACAACUGAAGGAUGGUAAAUGCAGGGACUUUAUUGCUGAGGAAAGUGACUCUCAGUGGAAAAAAAGGAGCUGAAAAGGGGACAGUGGGGUAGGUGAUCUUCCCCUGAAGUCUGGCCAUCUCCAGCUGGAUUCUUCUCUGAAAUUACACUGUCAAGCUAUCCCUCUGAAGUCAAGCUGCUUCUCUCCAACGUCCAGCCAUAGUCUCCACUCCUCUCUGACUGAGUCUGGGGUCUUUAUAGGCACAGGAUUGCAGGCAGGGAGGGCCAUGGGCAGUUUAGGAAAAGGCAACAUUCAAGGAGAAAAACAUGGAUAUAAAUUCUCACUUUGGGCUGGGGUUUCAGGCAUUUCAGCUUAAGGGUAGGGUUUUCACUGGGGACUCACCCUUUUCUGCCUAGAAUUUCUCUGCCUCCUGUCCCCAUCAUGUUUAACUGCCUUUUCCUUUCAAAUCUUCAAAAAGGAGCAAGUACAUGACACUUUGUAGUAAAAUCUGUACCAGAGUUGGAAACUAAGUUUUCCACCUGUCAGAAGCUUAUAAGAAUUUAGUAAUCUCUUUUGUAAUGAAGAUUGAGUUGAAAGAUGACAAGAACAACCCACAAUAUUCCUCAUGCAAUGGAAAAGUGUGCUUAAGCAAUAAGGGCAUGUGGAAGAGUCUCUCUUUCAUGUUCAGCACAGUUCUUACAACAGCAGCUCUCCUCAUGGUGUUAGUGCCCUAGACCUCAAUAGCUCCAAAUGGUAAGUGGUGAGAACAUUAGUAUGCAGGAGAUCUUCAAGAAAAGCCAAGUCUAGAUGAUUUCCCACAAGCCUAAACAAAUCUCCAGAUGCCAAAUUCCAAUGAUGAAGUGUACCCAUGGAACUCACUCAGAGCGUGUGCUUGGUAGAGAUAGCAUGUCAAGAAAAGUGGAGGUACUUGCAUAGCUGAAUCCCAAUGGCAUUGUUAUGCCAGUUACAGAAGAGGGUGGAAAUAGGAUUUCCAAACUGGCCAUAAUGUGCCAAAACUGACCCAGAAUAAGGCUUAGAGUACUGACAUUAUCUCUGUGACAGCUACAUCUUACUUUCAUUAUUUGUCUGUCUCUGAACAGGAUUCUGAAUCUUUAAGUAAAAUAAAACUAAACUGAUCUAAACAUUUUUUUCUUUCUUCAACUCUGCAAAGAACAUCUGAGCAAAACACAUAUUUUCUGCAGAACCUACUUAAAUACUAGACAAAUAUCUUCUCAUUACAUAAUUACAUAGAGAAAAAUAAUCACACAUGAAAAAUUCGACAUUUAAUAAAAUACCAGGAAUUGUUUUUCAAAGUUUAACUGUAAUCUUAAUGAGAUUUGAGGAAAUGUUGCCUAUUUUUUUAUUUCUGCUAUGUGAGUUAUAACAGUGAAUGGAAAGUCAAACUGCAUGUCCCUGACUAGGGGAAAUGUUGAGGAGGAAAAGCUGCAAUGGAUGGGGCAUGGAGCUGUGUUUUUGGUCUUGGGAAGAAAGUUCUAGGUAGGUGGUCAGUGAGGAAGGGGGAGAAUGGGGAGGGAGGAGGAAGACAAGAUUUAAGGGAUGUCAGUACUUCUCCUAUGUACCUCUUGGGGGAGGGUUGAGGAGUGAGGGGAGUGUAAGUGAAAGCAGAGACAAGGCUGGGAGAGGAAAAAACAAAAAGCACCAGCCACAGGCAAUUAAAUUGCCAGAAAAUCAGUGUCAGGGCUCCCAGCAUCAAGUUAGCUAGCUACUCUAGGCAUAAGUACUAAAGCUUUAACUGCAUUUGGGCUCAAAAAGAAUGACUGUAACUUUAGGGUAACUAGAAAAGACUCUGUAGAGAAUCCCUGCCAUCAGUAACAAUGGAAUGAUUUAAAAUGUCUGGACACAAUGAAGUGCUCCUAGUGCUUAAAGUGCCAGAAAAGUGUACAGGGUUUCCCUGCAUAUCCUGCCUCUCUCCUUUCCUGUCCCUAGCCCAGCGUACACUGCCUGAGUUUCCUAGGACCACGUUUCUGCACCUGGCACUGUCUCCUUCAAGCCCUGUGUUCCUCCUUGUGCCUUCAUUUCCCUCAAUAAUCAAUAGUAUCAUUGUCAAUUGAUUAUGUUAUCUACCUUAUAAGGUCAAUGUGAAGAUUCCGUGUUCUAAUGCAGGUUCAGUGACAUGAGCAGGUUCCUGCAGUAGAACCAGUGUAAAAAAUGAAAAGGGCUACGUGUUGAUAAAGAUCAAUGGGUUUCGAAACACAGGGAAGUGUCUCAAAGCCAAUGAGGAAGAUUUGGGCUAAAUUAAAUUUCUGUAUUAUGAUUUGAAUAGCAAAUAAAAUUCAUUUAAACCCUAGGAAGAAUACUAUCUCCUCAAAAAAAAAAAAAAAAAAAAAAAAAAA
Piliocolobus tephrosceles (Ugandan red Colobus) is the source of this 4927-nucleotide messenger RNA. RefSeq names its product phospholipid scramblase 1 (gene PLSCR1). The transcript is spliced from 9 exons. Gene Ontology annotation, molecular function: phospholipid scramblase activity. The coding region runs from base 268 to 1224 and encodes 318 amino acids. Lineage: Eukaryota; Metazoa; Chordata; Mammalia; Primates; Cercopithecidae. Gene Ontology annotation, biological process: plasma membrane phospholipid scrambling. The record is from RefSeq and is a predicted model, not a curated record. Gene Ontology annotation, cellular component: plasma membrane.